AUGGUUGAGACUGCUGUCCGCUUCUACACGCCCAACGGCGUCAUGCACUUCUCACCUCGUGCUACAUCACCUCCUCAUUAUCCAUCUCCACCACCACCUCCUCCUUCUGGCCAUCCUACACCGUCAAUCUCACCACCCCCACCUCUUCUUUCCACCAUUUCGUCCCCUUCCAAAAGACAAAAGACCACUGCAAAGAUGUCAGAACAUCGUGCUGGUCUUGUGACAGGCCUGGCCAACUUACUGCGAACCGGCGAGUUUUCUGACCUCGAGAUUCUUUGCGGCGACAGGCACCUUUCGGUACACAAGAACGUCAUCUGCUGCCAGUCAAUGCCACUCAAAGCUAUGUGCACCAACGGAAUGAAGGAAUCCCAAGAAAGCGUCAUCGACCUCACCAUCGACACCGAACCCUGCGUCUCCCGCCUCGUGGACUUCUUCUACCGCUGUGACUAUGAUGAGCUCGGAGAUGACUGUGAGGACGUCAGUACCGAUGACGAAGACACCGCCGCCAACAACGACAACGUUGCACAAUGGAAUCUCGGGAGUGGCAAAGAUGACGCUGGAACCUAUAGCGACGACGCCAGUAGUGACGACUUUCUCCCUGUCCCUCUGAUCGUGACUCCACGCCAGCUCUCCUUGCACAUCGAUAUGUACGUCCUCGCAGACAAGUACGACGUAUCUUCUCUCGCCGAGCUUGCCAAGAAGAAGUUCGAAACAAUGGCUGAACAGUCUCGCCCUCUUCAACGAAAGGAGUGUUUCUUUCCUGCCUUGGAGACGGUCCCUCGCAUCUACGCCGUCACGAGCGAACACAACAGAGGGCUUCGGGACGUAGUCGUCGAGUACACCCGUCUUCAGCGCACGAAGUCAAACAAUAGAGACUCGUUUAUGUUUACGGACAAAGUCGAAGAGCUUUUCGAAAGCGUGCCGGAGUUCGCGGCGGAUGUCUUGCAAAGCUGGCUUAAAAUGCCGUACCUGGGCUACUGCGAGGAACAGGACUGUGGGCGGAUAUUGCGCGAACAGAACAUCGUUUGCGGGUCGUGUGGCGAGUGUGGGCGCAACAAGAACAGAAUUAGAACUCGAGAUCCGUCAUCUCAAUCCCUUUGGACCGCCUUGGAAUAG
Molecule: messenger RNA, 1116 nt
Organism: Letharia lupina
Lineage: Eukaryota; Fungi; Ascomycota; Lecanoromycetes; Lecanorales; Parmeliaceae
Exons: 3
Coding region: 1-1116 (371 amino acids)
Molecular function (GO): protein binding
Source: RefSeq, a predicted model, not a curated record